This is a messenger RNA of Vanderwaltozyma polyspora DSM 70294, 675 nucleotides long. Its product is annotated as resistance to Congo red protein. The transcript has a single exon. Lineage: Eukaryota; Fungi; Ascomycota; Saccharomycetes; Saccharomycetales; Saccharomycetaceae. Gene Ontology annotation, cellular component: intracellular membrane-bounded organelle. The coding region runs from base 1 to 675 and encodes 224 amino acids. The record is from RefSeq and is a predicted model, not a curated record. Gene Ontology annotation, biological process: vesicle-mediated transport.
AUGAGUCCCAUUAACCAUUCAAAUGGUUGUUUAGGUGUUUUGGAUAAGAGGGAUACAGUAUGGUAUGGCUGGGGUGACGGUUCUGGUUGGGAAUGGGGUAGAUGGAUUCUAUUUGCUUUAUUCGGUUUAGCCUUAAUUGUAUUCUUAAUCAGUACAUUAUUAAUAAAUAGAAGAAGAUCUCAAACAGGGAGGGCUCCUAUAAGAGGUACAGCUUGGUUAACCCCUCCAACUUAUAGACAAUCACAAAGAGAAUACAAUGGUAAUUCAGGGAGAGUUGUUGAGGAUUUUGUCCCAACUUAUACAGAGAAGGCUAAUACUGAAGAUUUAGGCCAUUUUAAUCAGCGUGGUGAGUUUAUACCGAAUGAAGAAGCAGAAUAUGUGGCCCCUCCUGUCUUGGAUUCUGAAAUGAACAGACAACCUAUGAAUGGCCAUGAUCAGUCAAUUCCUGUUCCACCGCCUGCUGUUGUUCAUGAUGGGGAUUCUUCAGAAUUUGAUUUUGAUAGACAAUUUAGAAGAGAUACAACAUUUACUACAGCAAGCAAUUCAAUUACAAAUAAUAAUUUGAAUCAUAUCGAUUCAGAACCAUCGGAUCCGAGUUCAUCUGGAGGUUUAGCCUUUUCAGUGGCUACGAGCAGUGGAAAAUUGUCUGCGACAGAAAAGGUACAUGAAACAUGA